AAUAUCUCUGGCUGUGUGUGUUGUCGGACCUCAGUGGGUGGGACCAAACGAUACCUCAACAACAAGAUGGAAUAAUCGUGACAAAUGAAGGGAAACCCGUCAUUGACAACGUUCUAUUUACUUGUGGCAGGUUAUUAAUUGAAACGCUUUUUAAAUGUCAGUUCUUAGGACGUGAAGGUUGUUGGCACAACAUCAACAAUGCAGCUGUCUCCCACCAACGGAGAUUUUACCUUCGUCUCGUCAACUGAAGCUGAGGAUCUAAGUGGUACUAUCGAUGCCCCAGAUGUUAAAUUGAACAUGGGCAGCGACAAUGCAAAAGACCCAUAUGCAACCACGUUCCUGAGGAAACGAGGCUAUGGCUGGCUACUGGAAGUAGACGAGGAUGACCCAGAAGACAACAAGCCUCUUCUGGAGGAGCUGGACAUCGACCUGAAAGACAUCUACUACAAGAUCCGAUGUGUGCUGAUGCCAAUGCCCUCCUUGGGCUUCAACCGGCAGGUUGUGAGGGACAACCCUGACUUCUGGGGUCCUCUGGCUGUAGUGCUCCUGUUUUCCAUGAUCUCCAUCUACGGACAGUUCAGGGUUGUGUCUUGGAUAAUUACCAUUUGGAUAUUCGGAUCUUUAACAAUCUUUCUGCUGGCUCGUGUUCUCGGUGGUGAGGUGUCUUAUGGACAAGUCCUUGGAGUGAUUGGAUACUCUCUACUCCCGCUCAUCGUUAUAGCUCCCUUGCUUUUGGUCAUUGGGGGUUUUGAUGUUGUUUCUACACUAAUAAAGCUUUUUGGGGUAUUCUGGGCUGCUUACAGUGCUGCUUCUCUACUUGUUGGGAAUGAAUUCAAAACCAAGAAGCCUCUUCUCAUAUACCCUAUUUUCCUUUUGUACAUCUACUUCCUGUCACUAUAUACUGGGGUCUGAUUGGACACAUGGCUACUGGGGGCACUUUGGUUGGAGACUGACACAAAGCACUGUGAAAAGACACACAAGGAUUCAUUCCACAAUGAAAAUAAGGAACAUGGAUUUUUUAAAAGGUUAUUAUCUCCCUCUUCUUUUAUCUCUGUUUACAAUCCUAGACUGUGGGGAUAAGGGUAUAUGUUACGUCAGUGUAUUUAAAUGUGCCCCUUACCUCUUUGCUCAUUAAAAAGCAGCGUAUAGUGUAAGGCUGCAUUCAGAUUUUAUUGUAAUUAGAACCCUGGUUUUGCAUUCGCAUCAUAUAAUUAUUUAAUUAAGGUGUGAAAUCUGGUUUUUGUAAUCAUGUUGGGGACACACAGAUUUUUGUUAAUGCUUUUAUUCCAUAGAGGAAGGUGGUGCCAAAUACAGUGCACAAAUGUUCAAUUAGAACCAAGGGGUUAAGAAAGACGUCAACCCCUAACUGAGGUUCCACCAUUAUUUUGUAAGGUAGUGGGUUUAACAUACUGUUAUGUGUUAUUUAGUUGUCAUUUUAUGCACCUUUUACAAACCUUUAUUUCUUAACUUAUGAAUUUCAGCCUGGGUAGGCCAGUAGAUGGGCAGUUUGAGUGAAAUAAAACAGUCUACUAAAGUG
This is a messenger RNA of Oncorhynchus tshawytscha (Chinook salmon), 1537 nucleotides long. RefSeq names its product protein YIPF4. The transcript has 6 exons. Gene Ontology annotation, cellular component: membrane; trans-Golgi network. The record is from RefSeq and is a predicted model, not a curated record. NCBI's taxonomy places the organism in Eukaryota, Metazoa, Chordata, Actinopteri, Salmoniformes, Salmonidae. Gene Ontology annotation, biological process: vesicle fusion with Golgi apparatus; endoplasmic reticulum to Golgi vesicle-mediated transport. The coding region runs from base 199 to 912 and encodes 237 amino acids.